This is a messenger RNA of Hypoxylon trugodes, 1059 nucleotides long. RefSeq lists its product as uncharacterized. The record is from RefSeq and is a predicted model, not a curated record. The coding region runs from base 387 to 752 and encodes 121 amino acids. The transcript has a single exon. NCBI's taxonomy places the organism in Eukaryota, Fungi, Ascomycota, Sordariomycetes, Xylariales, Hypoxylaceae.
GGACGAAUUGCGAAAGGUUAUCAUGAUGCGAACUUCUAGAAGUUGUGGAAGAAGCUAAGUAUAAAUAUGAGUAUGGAAGUCCAUGUUGUUGCACGGAAUUAGAUAUUCAAGCAAAAUAGAAUAUAUCAGCUUUUUCUACCCAAAUCCAACCUUCCGAGUCACUUGUACAUUUAAACCAACAGUUAAUUCAUCCAACUAUACGCCGAGGUUUCGAUAUCAACGGCAACAAUGGUUCGCGCAAUGCAGUUUGUCGCGGCUCUCAGCCUUACCACUGGCAUCUCAGCUAGUCAAAUCGAGGUAUGUUCCAACACAGCGAAAUUCGCGUAUGAUGAGUAGCUAAUCUAUAACCGUAGGAACGCGACUCUUGCCCAUCCGGUUUCACUCACAUGGCCGGGCUCGCACUUAUCGGAGGUACAUUCGACGUAUGCUGUCCCGGAAAAUCGGUCGAGGUCGACAAUGUCGCAUACUGCUGUGUGGGGAAUAAGGACGAUAAUGACAACAAGAAAAGAAAAAUUUGCAUUGGUAGUUCGGACAACUGUGAUGUCGAAGACAGCAAGACGGCUACCUGUGUGACGGCAGUACCCGCAACAGCUAACGACUUUUCGAAUCGGGUAUCGCAGGCUACGGCGACUAUGACGGGUCAGAUCCUCCCGACUGACAAUGCGGCCCCCGCGAUGAUCACUGCUGCGCCGUGGGCUCCUUGGGUAGCCGUGGCCGGUGGUGCGAUGGCAAACGCUGCUCUAUUUGUAUAAGAUGCGACUACUUAGAAAUGUGUUAUGAACUGUGGUAAUUAGUUGGACGGCUUGACUGUAUGUCUGUACAUAUAUACAUGUUCGCGUUGUAUAAUGGAUUGUAGACGACGUUUCAAUUUAAUGGCUGUAGACUUGGGGGCUUCUAGUUUCGAGUUGGAUCAAUUCUGUUAUUUCAAAUUAGGUAGCAUAUCAACUGUUAAUCCUUUCGCAAAUAUUCAACACCAAUCUAUGCGGUGUCUCGUCCGAAAAAAGAGCGUCAUAGUAGAAAAUGCAGCAUGCUGAGAGAUGAAGGGGUUGAAAAGGAAAG